AUGGAACUAGACCUGGGCCCAGGGCUGCAUCUCAUCAAUGUGCGACAAGACCCCAGCCUCCUUACCUAUGGACUCUUGCAAUCCAUCUCACUGAACACCAGGCUGCAGGACUGCUAUGUGCUCCCACCAACAUCCAUGCAUAAAGAAAGUUCAAAGGAGAAAACAGGAACAGUCAGCCAAGAUCUUGAGGACAGAUAACGCCAAACAUGCAGCAGCUCCCAAGUGUUGUCCAGGGACAGUGGGAUGACAGCCUGGAAGAACCGGACACUGCUUCCUGAAACCCAAGAGGGACAGCAGUUGGAGGUCAUGCCAACCAUCCAUGGCAUCCUCACCAAGGGUUACAAGGCUCUGCACCACACUGUGGUAGAGCCGAUGCUGUGAGAUCCUUCUGGAAUCCCCAAGAGGUACAGCUAGGGGCCAGGCAAGGCCAUUAAACAAAAGCUCUGGGAAGCUUUUCACAGUCAGCUGCCACAGCGGGGAGCUGGAACCCGGAGCUGGGCAGGGAGUGUGGCUGUUACCACUGAAGAGUGGCCCAAGCUCGGGUGA
Molecule: messenger RNA, 546 nt
Organism: Meriones unguiculatus (Mongolian gerbil)
Lineage: Eukaryota; Metazoa; Chordata; Mammalia; Rodentia; Muridae
Gene: C12H22orf31
Product: chromosome 12 C22orf31 homolog
Source: RefSeq, a predicted model, not a curated record